UCUUCAAAAAUACCCGCUCUCCUUCUCGAACCCGAAGAAAUGGCCGGACAAACACUUUGGCUCCGUUGCGAGAAGAAGGAAUUCGAGCGGCGCGCAGCCCUCUCGCCCGCAAAUGCUAAGAAGCUGGUCGAUGCCGGUUUCACCAUCUACGUCGAGCGCGACGAGCAGCGUAUUUUCGACGAUGCAGAGUACGAAGCUGCCGGCUGCAAGCUCGUCGCGAAUAACUCCUGGCCCAGCGCACCGACCGACAUCCCCAUUAUCGGCCUGAAGGAGCUCCCCGUCUCCGACGCGCCCCUGCCGCACACGCACAUCCAAUUCGCCCACUGCUACAAGCAGCAGGCGGGCUGGUCGGGUAUCCUCGCGCGCUUCUACAAGGGCGGUGGCACGCUCUACGACAUCGAGUUCCUGGCAGACGCGAGCGGACGCCGCGUCGCUGCCUUCGGGUACCACGCCGGUUUCGCAGGUGCUGCAGCCGGUGCAUUGGCGCUGACGGCGCAGAAGAAGGGCAAGCCGCUGGGCCUCCUUGAGCCGUACGCGAAUGAGCAGGCGAUGAUCAGCGAUGUCAAGCAAGCACUGGGCGGGAGCGGGAAGGGCGUGAAGGCACUGGUGAUCGGCGCCUUGGGCAGGUGCGGUCGGGGAGCAGUCGACCUCUUGAGGAAGAUCGGCCUAGACGAGGAUGACAUUCUCAAGUGGGAUAUGGCCGAGACCGCGAAGGGCGGACCGUUCCAGGAGAUUCUGGACGUCGAUAUCUUUGUGAACUGCAUCUACCUCAGCUCGCCGAUCCCGCCAUUCCUCACCCACGAGCGACUCCGCGAGGCUGGCAAGGACCGCCGGCUGUCGGUGGUUGUCGACGUCAGCUGCGACACGACGAACCCGCACAACCCGAUUCCGAUCUAUAGCAUUAACACGACAUUCCCGGAGCCCACCGUGCCUGCAGAUGUUGGGCCUGGAAACCCCGCUCUGUCAGUCAUUUCAAUUGACCACCUACCGACGUUGCUACCAAGAGAAGCAUCAGAACAAUUCAGCACGGACCUGUUGCCGUCGCUGCUGGAGCUCCCUAAUCGUCAGAGCGCGCUGGUUUGGGUGAACGCGGAGAAGCUGUACAAGGAGAAGGUGGCAGAGGCAGUCAAGGCAGAGGGCCUGUAAGCUGGCUUGGAGGUCAAAAUCGAGCGAGAGUAUCAACGGAAGUUGCGUAAUUGGAUCCGUCUUGUCAGG
Molecule: messenger RNA, 1215 nt
Organism: Postia placenta MAD-698-R-SB12
Lineage: Eukaryota; Fungi; Basidiomycota; Agaricomycetes; Polyporales; Adustoporiaceae
Exons: 4
Coding region: 40-1146 (368 amino acids)
Cellular component (GO): cytoplasm
Molecular function (GO): saccharopine dehydrogenase (NAD+, L-lysine-forming) activity
Source: RefSeq, a predicted model, not a curated record